AUGCAAGCUGUGUUGUCGCUGUAUUCUUCCGGUCGCACAACCGGUGUUGUACUAGAUUCUGGUGAUGGUGUAACGCACGUCGUACCCAUAUAUGAAGGCUUUGCAAUCGAUCAUGCCAUUGGGCGGAUGGAUGUCGCAGGGCGUGAUGUCACUCGAUGGUUGCGGCUUUUAUUGCGUAAAGAGGGGACAGAUCUUCACAGAACUAGCGAGUUUGAAAUCGUUCGUGAAAUCAAGGAAAAGGCGUGUUAUCUAGCUACCAAUGUCGUCAAAGAAGAGGCCAACGAGAGUGACAAGGUUUGUAGCAUUUCUCUUCGGUAA
This is a messenger RNA of Cooperia oncophora, 318 nucleotides long. NCBI's taxonomy places the organism in Eukaryota, Metazoa, Nematoda, Chromadorea, Rhabditida, Trichostrongylidae. The record is from the annotation of a GenBank genome assembly.